AUGAAGACCAAGGAACUCACCAGUACAAUCCAUCAUCCAAAAAUGGAAAAUGUAUUCUACACCUGCAAACUUACCAAGACAUGGCCAUUGUCCACCCAAACUGACAGAUCAAGCAAGGAGAGCACUGCUCAGAGAAGAAGCCAAGAGGCCCUUGGUCACUCUGGAGGAGCUGCAGAGAUCCACAGCUCA
Cylicocyclus nassatus is the source of this 189-nucleotide messenger RNA. The record is from the annotation of a GenBank genome assembly. Lineage: Eukaryota; Metazoa; Nematoda; Chromadorea; Rhabditida; Strongylidae.